GCAUUGUGUUGUGUCCGAUCUAAAACCAAGGGUUUUAUUAUCUCUCUCUCUCUCUCCCGAGCUUCGCCGUUGGGUUAACGACUACCGUUGAAUUGAUAUCUUCCUCUCCUUUCUGAUUCCGAUUCGAUUCGAUUCGAUUCGAUUCUCUCUCCCGAUUUUUUAGGUUCGCGGAUAAGCAAAGACACAAAGUUACUCUCUCUUUCGUUGUUUCUGCUUGGAAAGUUUCAAACUUUUUUCUAGAUUCUUAGGGACAUUCAGUUAUGAGUACAUCAUGGGCAGACGUGGCUGAUUCAGACAACGCCGCCGCUUCCAGGGCGAAACCUGCUUACGUUCCCCCUCAUCUUAGGAACAGACAACCAGAGCCUGCUGCUGCUCCUUUGCCAGGAAAUGACCGUGGAGGAUACGGUGGUCAACCGUCUCGCUGGGCUCCUGGAGGUGGUGGUGGAGGUGGAGGUGGUUACAGGGCUGAUGCAGGUCGUACCGGCUAUGGUUACGGUGGUGGACGAGGAAGUACUGGUGGUGGUUGGAACAACAGAGGUGGAGGAGGAGGAUGGGACCGUGAAGUGAAUCCUUUCGGAGAUGAUGUUGAUGUAGAGCCAGCCUUUACCGAGCAGGAGAACACCGGCAUUAACUUUGACGCCUAUGAGGAUAUUCCCAUUGAGACCAGCGGAGGAGACGUGCCUCCUCCUGUUAACACAUUCGCGGAGAUUGAUCUUGGUGAGGCGUUGAAUCUCAACAUCCGGAGGUGCAAGUACGUGAGGCCGACUCCCGUGCAGCGUCACGCCAUUCCGAUACUGCUUGCUCAGAGGGAUUUGAUGGCGUGUGCUCAGACGGGGUCUGGGAAGACCGCUGCUUUUUGCUUUCCGAUCAUUAGCGGAAUCCUCAGAGAUCAGAAUCCGCAGAGGCCUCGUGGUUCGCGGACGGUUUACCCUCUUGCUGUCAUCCUCUCGCCAACAAGGGAGCUGGCAAGCCAGAUACAUGAUGAAGCCAAAAAAUUCUCCUACCAAACUGGUGUGAAGGUUGUUGUUGCUUAUGGUGGAACACCUAUUAACCAGCAGCUCAGGGAACUCGAGAGAGGAGUUGACAUCCUUGUGGCAACUCCUGGCCGGUUAAAUGAUUUGCUAGAGAGAGCUAGAGUCUCAAUGCAGAUGAUUAAGUUUUUAGCCCUUGAUGAGGCGGACAGGAUGCUGGACAUGGGGUUUGAACCACAAAUUAGAAAGAUUGUUGAAGAGAUGGACAUGCCUCCACGUGGGAUGAGACAAACAAUGUUGUUUAGUGCAACGUUUCCUAGGGAGAUUCAGAGACUCGCAGCUGAUUUUCUGGCAAACUAUAUAUUUUUGGCUGUGGGAAGGGUGGGUUCAAGCACUGACUUAAUCGCCCAAAGGGUUGAGUUCGUCCACGAGUCUGACAAGAAAAGCCAUCUCAUGGAUCUGCUACACGCCCAGAGAGAUACUGGCAACCAUGACAAGCAAUCAUUGACAUUGGUGUUUGUGGAGACGAAGAGGGGAGCCGACUCAUUGGAAAAUUGGUUGUGCAUGAAUGACUUUCCAGCAACCACCAUUCACGGUGACAGAACACAACAGGAAAGAGAAGUGGCACUGAAGUCAUUCAAAAGUGGGAGGACACCCAUUCUGGUUGCAACAGACGUGGCAGCACGUGGGCUUGACAUUCCACACGUGGCUCAUGUGGUGAACUUCGAUCUACCAAAUGACAUUGAUGACUAUGUUCACCGCAUCGGAAGAACAGGACGUGCAGGCAAAUCAGGCGUAGCAACUGCUUUCUUUAAUGAGAAAAAUGCACAACUGGCUAGGCAGCUAGCUGAGCUGAUGCAAGAAGCUAAUCAAGAGGUACCUGAGUGGCUCACGCGAUACGCUUCACGUGCUUCAUUUGGUGGGGGUAAGAAACGGUCUGGUGGUCGGUUUGGUGGCCGUGACUUCAGAAGGGAAGGCUCUUAUGGCGGUAGGGGAGGAGGUAGCGGUGGCAAUGACUACUAUGGAGGAGGAGGAGGAGGAGGUGGAGGCUAUGGUGGUGGCGGAUACGGUGGCGGUGGGUACGGUGGUGCUCCAAGUGGUGGCUAUGGUGGACAAGUGACCAGUGCUUGGGAUUAGCCAAUUAAAAAGGCUUCCCAAAUUUUCAUCCUUUUUAACUUUUGACUCUUCUUAUUUCGUCUCUUCUAUAUUCCCAAGAGAGCACAUGUAUUACUCAUCUAGGUGAGUUUCUGUUUUUUGUUUUCAGGCUAUAGACAGUAGUGUUUUUCCGAUUUUGAUCUUGUUCUUGGUUUCUUCUAACAACUUCAUUUGUUGGUUUGAAAUCCACUUUGUUCUUGUUGACAAUCUUUCUUGGUGAAAUACAAUCUCUCUUUAUAUC
Raphanus sativus (radish) is the source of this 2367-nucleotide messenger RNA. RefSeq names its product DEAD-box ATP-dependent RNA helicase 11. The coding region runs from base 261 to 2108 and encodes 615 amino acids. Gene Ontology annotation, molecular function: RNA helicase activity; ATP binding; RNA binding. The record is from RefSeq and is a predicted model, not a curated record. Gene Ontology annotation, cellular component: nucleus. NCBI's taxonomy places the organism in Eukaryota, Viridiplantae, Streptophyta, Magnoliopsida, Brassicales, Brassicaceae. The transcript has 7 exons.